This is a messenger RNA of Drosophila takahashii, 346 nucleotides long. RefSeq names its product bomanin Short 2. Gene Ontology annotation, biological process: defense response. NCBI's taxonomy places the organism in Eukaryota, Metazoa, Arthropoda, Insecta, Diptera, Drosophilidae. The record is from RefSeq and is a predicted model, not a curated record.
CAUCAGUUAAAGCAAAUCUAUUGCCCAGCAAUAAUCUAUUGAGAUCUUAAACCGGAACCACCAAUCCAGAAUCAAUAUGAAGUUCUUCUCAGUCGUCACCGUCUUUGUGCUCGGUCUGCUGGCCCUGGCAAACGCUGUACCCCUGUCCCCCGAUCCAGGAAAUGUGAUUAUUAACGGCGACUGCAAGUACUGCAAUGUCCGCGGUGGAAAGUAGGACAAUCCAAGCCUAAGGAUCUACGAAAGGCAAAGCUUACCUCAAACCCAAGACACAAUAUUUAUACUUGUACCUAGAAUUUAGAAAAAAUGCCAAGCAAACAAAUACAAUAAACACACUAAAAAAACCUAA